UAUACCUAAUAACUUAAUCUCUUUUGACUUUGAGACAUAUCUAUUGCAUCGCACUAGAAAACUUGAACAAGUUACCAAACCUAAUAAUUCAAUAUGCGUGGAAAAGUCGCUCUCGAAGAAGCCUUUGAGGUGAAGGGCAUGGAUGAGGAGAUCGAUGCCCAGGCAGCCCUCUACAUCGCCCCCAAAGAUGUUGAACGCUACAAGCGUCAAAUCGUGUCUAUCACGGACGAACGCUUGCAGCUGUCCGACCAGAACGGCAUUGGAUACACCAUCCUCUCCCUGACCGUCCCGGGUAUCCAGGGCAUCACCGAAAAGGACAAGGCCGAGAAAAGGGCCCGCGAUGUAAACAACUACAUUCAUGACCAGAUCAAGGACCACCGUGACAGAUUGGGAGCAUUCGCAAAUCUGUCAAUGCAUGAUCCCCGACAGGCGGGACAUGAACUUCGCCGCUGCGUGAAGGAGCUAGGCUUUCACGGAGCCUUGUUGAAUGAUGUUCAACAUACCGGGGAAGGAGACGAUGAGCAACCUCUGUUUUACGAUCAGCCCGACUACGAUGAGUUCUGGAGAGUGGCUGUGGAGUUGGACGUCCCAGUCUACCUCCAUCCUGCCGCACCCUUGCGGGAUACCCAACUCUAUAAGCAGACCUACGAGGACCGCAAGUAUCUCAUCGGACCACCCCAGAGCUACUGCAACGGAGUUGCAUUGCACCUGAUGGGAAUCAUCGUCAACGGCGUGUUCGAUAGGUUCCCCAACUUGAAGAUGAUCAUCGGGCACAUGGGCGAACGCAUCCCAUUUGAUUUCUGGCGGAUGGACCACUGGGUCAAGGGUGUGACACGGCCGCUGGCAGAGAAGAACGGAGAUACUGUUUGCCAGAAGGAACCCCUCUACUACUUCAGGCGCAACAUCUACAUCACCACCAGUGGAAAUUUCAGCACCCAGAAUCUGCGCUACCUGUACGAGUGGCUCGGCGAUGAGCGAAUGAUGUUCAGCGUUGACUUCCCUUACGAGCGAAUGGAGCAUGGCUGCCAGUGGUACGAUGAUGAGGAGGAGAAGAUCAAGGAGGCACUGGGUGGCCGGGACGGAUAUCUUCGUGUUGGCAGGGACAACGCAAGAAGGUUGUUCAAGCUCAGCAAGUUCAAGGAUUGUGAUGUUGUUUAAUGAACUCACUGCAACUGGGAAACGAUCAAUAUUGAAAGGCGUUUAUUUGCUUAACGGGGAUAUUGCUUUGACCUGAACCUGGUGGGAAACACAAAAUGGAUA
Aspergillus piperis CBS 112811 is the source of this 1260-nucleotide messenger RNA. RefSeq names its product amidohydrolase family protein. The transcript has a single exon. Gene Ontology annotation, molecular function: hydrolase activity; carboxy-lyase activity. Lineage: Eukaryota; Fungi; Ascomycota; Eurotiomycetes; Eurotiales; Aspergillaceae. The coding region runs from base 94 to 1158 and encodes 354 amino acids. The record is from RefSeq and is a predicted model, not a curated record. Gene Ontology annotation, cellular component: cytoplasm; cytosol. Gene Ontology annotation, biological process: secondary metabolic process.